Molecule: messenger RNA, 697 nt
Organism: Thecamonas trahens ATCC 50062
Lineage: Eukaryota; Apusomonadida; Apusomonadidae
Exons: 2
Coding region: 216-662 (148 amino acids)
Source: RefSeq, a predicted model, not a curated record
ACUUCACCUUCACCAUGGCCGACUCUGACGUGCACCAGGUGGCGGACGCCAUUGGUGAGUGCGUCAUCACCGACCGUCUCACCCCGCAGCAGAUGCAGGUGAAGACUCUGUGGAAGGAGCAGCGGGUUGUGGUUCAUGUCCUGCGUAGGUUUGGCUGACAAAUCUGCAGACUGGGGGCCUACGAGCUGAGCCAGCUCAAGCCGCAGCUGGACGCCAUGGGCGUUCGGCUGGUGGGCGUCGGCGUGGAGACCUUUGGCUACAAGGACUUUUACGAUGGUAACUUUUGGGCCGGCGAGCUGUUCGUCAACGAGGGCAAGACUAUCCACAAGGCGCUUCGCCUGGCCAAGAAGGGCAUUACCUCGGGCUUUGGCCUCUUCAACUCAACCGCCCGCAAGCGGAUCAAGGAGUCCAAGGACCGCGGCUUUGAAGGCAACCUCAAGGGCGACGGCUUCCAGCUCGGCGGCACCUUUGUCUUUGACAUCGGCGGCGAUCUGCUCUACGAGUUCCGCCAGGAGAACUACGGCGAGCACGCGCCUCUCGGCGACAUCCUCGAAGCUCUCGGCGGCAACGCUGCCGACGCGCCCGACACCUCGGAUAUUUCUGCUCCUGAGCCGCGCUCCGAGUCCGAGUGCCCCGGCGACAAGGAGGAGCUGAUGCUGUAGCGCAAGGUAGCCUCUUUUCCCCGUUCCCCCCCCCC